Lingula anatina is the source of this 1236-nucleotide messenger RNA. Its product is annotated as NADH-ubiquinone oxidoreductase 75 kDa subunit, mitochondrial-like. NCBI's taxonomy places the organism in Eukaryota, Metazoa, Brachiopoda, Lingulata, Lingulida, Lingulidae. Gene Ontology annotation, cellular component: membrane. The record is from RefSeq and is a predicted model, not a curated record. Gene Ontology annotation, molecular function: NADH dehydrogenase (ubiquinone) activity; iron-sulfur cluster binding. Gene Ontology annotation, biological process: ATP synthesis coupled electron transport.
GUCACCAUGGCGACCACGGCGCUACCAUGGCAGAUGUGGUUCUGCCCGGUGCUGCGUACACUGAGAAGGAGGCCACUUAUGUUAACACAGAGGGAAGAGCACAGCGCACCUUGAAUGCUGUCUCCCUACCAGGGCUGGCAAGAACAGAUUGGAAGAUCCUCAGGGCUUUGUCCCAGGUAUGUGAUAAAACUCUUCCAUACGAGACCCUGGAGGGUGUAAGAAGUCGCCUGGAGCAGGUGUCCCCAACCUUUGGAAUGUACGGCCAAGUGGAGGACGCCAACUACUUCACACAGGCACUGCAGUUAACUCAGAGCAUCAAGGGUUCAGAAGCAGGCAGUAUAAUAGACGUCCCCCAGAAGGCACUGAAAGACUUUUUUAUGACGGACUCGAUAAGCCGUGCCUCACGCACCAUGGCCAAGUGUGUCAAGGCUGCUACGGACGACGAAUCCAGCAAAUAUGGCGGGAAAUAUUAGACUGUCGAGAGACAGGAAGAAUAUUUAUACAUAAAAACCUUGUACCAAAAAUUGACGGAAAUAAAAAAAGGAGUAAUGCUCUUAUUUUCAAGAAAUUUGUCGCAGAGAUUUUGGUUAAAAAUGUUGGUAUUAUUGACUUAAAACUGAAAGCAAGAGGAAAGGUUUGAAAAUGUUGUUCUAAAAGUUUGAGUUAUAGUAGGAAACGAAUCACGAAAGUAAAGAAAGAUAUCUUAACAAAUGUGUCUUCGUCGAACUUUGGACAAGAAGCAUACUAAUGAGUCUUUUUCAAAAUUUGGACAAGAAGCUUUGUGAAGGAUUAAAAUACACAGAGCUGGAUGUAAAAAAGCUCAUCUCUUACAGCAAAUGAUAGACAUCCAAAACAACAGUUUUGAUGCAUUUGUACAGGCAAUGACUCAGAUUUUGUUAUACGUGGUUUGCAGUCCAUUUCCAAUUUCUCUAUGGCGUUAUAAUGAGAUAUAACAAGGCAAUAUUAUAUUACUUUCACCAGAUUCCUUUGCGAUUUUGCAUGCUUCUGAGACACCUUUGCAUUUUGUUGUACAGAUAUUACAAAAGUAAAAAUGUAGAAAAAAAGUGUCGUCUUUGUUUGCAUACUGGUACUUAUUAAAUAAUAAAAUGUAAAAAAAGAAGAUAGUUUUGAAAUACUUUCCUGGAGCUUCAGAUUGUUGUGUGUAUAAUUAUGUUUGCAUAAAAUCAUCAGCAAUAGAUUUAAUCGUUAAAAGUAGAGCCAUGCUGCUGUAUAGAC